Molecule: messenger RNA, 2703 nt
Organism: Eurytemora carolleeae
Lineage: Eukaryota; Metazoa; Arthropoda; Copepoda; Calanoida; Temoridae
Product: collagen alpha-1(XIII) chain
Exons: 5
Coding region: 347-2380 (677 amino acids)
Source: RefSeq, a predicted model, not a curated record
UGGGGUUGAGUAGAGCGGGAAUUUAUCUCCUCAGUAUCCGAGCAUCCGCUCAAUCCGACCAAUCUAUUCUCCGUAUACCUAGUAUAUACUGGAGAACUAGAGUUUAUUAUAUGCUCUUUAUACCCGGAACAUAAAAAAACUUUUAUUUUGGUUUUAAGUUUAUGAAGUAAAACUUAAGAUGUGACGUGAAUAAUGAUUACUAUGACAAAAUGAAAAUGAACAAAAUUUCAACGAUGAAAAUAAAAUUAAUAUGAAACCCAGCAGAGAGAGAGAGAGAACUGUCAUUACCAGUCCAAUUAGGAUGGUUUAGGAUGCUCCGUCCUUAGAGUUGGCAGGACCCCGGAGAAUGAGGGAACCAGAUAAAAUGAAAUUGUUAAGUUCGGAAGGAGAUAAAACUGAACCGUCCCCCCAGGUUGCGGAGAAAAAGGAAGAUAAUGAACUAGUCCCACCGGAGAAUAAAUCCUUCCUGCAGAGGUUCAAAUGUGAUUUAAAAGACUGUAUAUCAAGGAUAAACUCUAACCUGGAUGCACUGUACAGCGUAUUGAAGGGAUAUGAGAUAUUUCUGUUAACCCUACUGUGUCUGUGUUGCACUCUUCUAUGUGUGUUUGUAACGAGCAGGCAUCUAAAUCUAGAGGAGAAGGUUCGAAACUUGCAGCAGGAGCUCUCCAGUAUAGAGUAUAGACUACUGGACAGAACUAUUCUCUCAGAUACCUGGGAGGGGGAGGAGGAGGAGAAAGAAACUUCUUGGGAUAAAUCUAUUCUUGAAGCAAACUAUUACAUUCAAGUGAACCGUGGGCCCGAGUCCAGAAAUAAGCGAGAAAUAAAUUUGAGAAUAAAUUCUGAGAAAGACUCGAGAAAAAAAAGAGAAGCGGACUAUUUGUCAGAACAUGGUUGUGCUUGUGUUGGACUACCAGGACUACCUGGACCUCCUGGACCUCCUGGAGCAGGGCAGGAUGGUAUCAAGGGAGAGAAAGGAGAUCCUGGAUCCUACCAUAGUAGAUCAUCUAGACCCUGGUAUCCGGAGAGAAUACCGCGUAGAACAUCUUUAACCAGACUUGAAGGAGGUUUCCAAUAUGCUGAGGUCAUUGCAAUGAAGGGUGAUCCUGGACCCCCGGGACCUCCAGGAGGUCAGGGACCACCUGGACCAGUAGGACCAGUAGGUCAGACAGGAGUAGGAGAACCAGGGGUACCUGGACAGGUUGGACCCAUGGGUUUACCUGGACCGAAAGGUUUACGCGGAUAUCCAGGUCUAGAUGGAGCACCGGGACAGAAAGGAGAAUGUAUCAUUCCAAUGCAGAUGGAUAGCGCCAGAAGUUUCACAUUUGAUGCAGUUCAGGGCCCUCCAGGGCCCCCUGGUAAACCAGGAGAGAAAGGAGAUAAAGGAGAUCUAGGCCCCAUUUCGAGAUUUGAUCCCAGCAUGAAUAUUCACACGUUGCCAGGUCCCCCAGGGCCCAAAGGUGAUGAAGGAGCUGAGGGAAAAGAAGGGAAACGAGGACCAAGGGGGAAACGAGGAAAGUCGGGGAAAGUGGCGAAUAGAGGAGCUCCAGGAUUGGCUGGAAUGAAAGGAGAGCAAGGUUUGCCUGGAUCUACUGGGAUGAAAGGAGAGAAAGGAGGCCAAGGAGUUCAUGGACUAAACGGUGCACCAGGAACCAGGGGUCCGGUAGGCUCACAGGGACCUAAAGGUGAUCUAGGACCUCAGGGUCCUCCUGGGCUUCCAGGAGUUCUGGGGAACAAAGGGGAUAAGGGAGAAUAUGGUACUAUGGGACCACCGGGACUAAUGGGACCUCCAGGACUGCCAGGGCCUCCAGGGUAUCCUGGUAUAAAGGGAGAGGACGGUACUCCAGGUUUAGCUCCGGUAGUAAAGAAGAAACGAAGGAGAAACCAGGAUAUGUACGGAGCACUAAGUGAUGCUGAAUACCCGUCUGUGGUAAUGGGACCUCCUGGACUCCCGGGCAGGGACGGUAUUAUGGGACAGCCAGGACAAAAAGGGGACACAGGGGCAGAUGGGGACAAGGGGGAUCCAGGGGAAAAGGGACAGCGUGGAGAUCCAGGAACCAUGGGACUCCCUGGUCCAUCAGGGUUAAAGGGACAGCAAGGUGAACUAGGACCAGCAGGGUUACCUGGACAAAGUGGAAACAAAGGAGACCGGGGGGAGAAAGGGGAGAGAGGAGAGGUUGGGAUGGUUGGAAUCCCAGGGUUAAAAGGACAAAAGGGAGAUCUAGGACCAGAAGGACGGAGAGGAAAACGAGGAGAACCAGGAUUAACAGGACGGGACGGAACUCCAGGGAUGGAUGCUCCAUGUCCUACGGGAGCAGACGGAUUACCUGAACCCGGAUGUGGUUGGAGAAAAACGUCCCCCGCCGCUUUAACUCUGAAUUAAGUUCACAAAUCUUAUUUAAAACAAUUAUUACGCUUUGUGCAUCUAGCUAUGUUGGAUUUCAUCCACUUCAAAUUCAUGAAGAUAUUAACAUACAUAGAUAGAUAGAUAGACAGGGCUCAGAAAUACUUGGAUAGAAGUGAAUGUUGACAGAAGAUAUUGGUCCUGAGAUAUGAACCAGGAGAAGGAGGAGGAAGAACCAGGAUUGCCAAAUUCUCGGAGCCCGAAGGAUCAAAUCUCUGCGGAGUUUGUUAUGUCAGAAGUUUACUAUUUGUAAAGAUGAAUUAAAAGAAAGAGCAAGAAAAUAUAUAGCUUUAGAUGCUCUC